AUGAGAGCCCUCGUUCCAAUGGUCGUUGCCGCCACGGCCCUGGCAUCCCCAGCGCCAGCCCUCAAGCCCCGUCUCGAUGACGGGCUAGCACGCACGCCUCAGAUGGGAUGGAACACCUAUAAUCAAUAUAACUGCUUUCCCAACGAGAGUAUUGUGCACGAGAACGCGCAAGCCCUAGUCGACACCGGCCUCGCUGACCUCGGCUACCGCUAUGUGACUAUCGAUUGCGGCUGGGGCGUCGAGGACAGAUUGCCCAAUGGCACGAUCACUUGGAACCCGGAGCUCUUUCCGCAGGGCUUCCCAGCGAUGGGUCAAUAUCUGCAUGAUCUGGGUCUACUGUUCGGAGUCUACGGCGACUCGGGUAUUCUGCUGUGUGGGAGUCCGCCCAACAUUACAGGGAGCUUGUACGACAACUGCUACUCUGACGCCGCAACUAACUACCCAAACGUCAAUUACGCGCCUUCAACAUCCCCGCACCCCCGUUUUGCAAACAUGUCUCGCUACAUCCAAGCCCAAGACCGGGACAUCCUAUUCCAAGUAUGCGAAUGGGGUAUCGACUUCCCCGCCCUCUGGGCCCCGGAAAUUGGCCACUCGUGGCGUAUCGGGAACGACAUUAUACCUCACUGGCGCUCCAUCUUCCGCACGCUCAACCAGGCCGUUCCGCAAACCGACUUUGCCGGGCCAGGCCAGUGGCCAGAUCUAGACAUGUUGCUUGUCGGGCUCGAUGGAGUGUUGACCGUGCCUGAGGAGCAGACGCAUUUCUCGCUGUGGAGUAUCCUCAAGAGCCCCUUGACGAUUGGGGCUGCAAUCCCGGGUAUGAGGGCGGAAUCGUUGGAGAUUCUGAGUAAUGCAGAUGUUAUUGCAUUCAACCAGGACGCUCUUGGUGUCAGCGCGGCCUUGAGAAGGAGGUGGAGUGACGAAGGGUAUGAGGUAUGGAGUGGGCCUUUGGAAGGGGGGAGGACUAUUGCGGCGGUGAUCAACUGGAGGGACGAGGAUAGGGAGAUCACGCUUGAUUUGCCGGACAUUGGGCUGCAGUACGCUGAGACACUGCAGAAUGUCUGGGCGGAUGAAACCGUGAAUGGGGUCAAGACAAGCUACAGCAGUGUUGUCGAGGCGCACGGAGUGAUGCUGGUGCAGCUUGCUGAGACGGUAGAGGAGGGAGUGUAUCCGGCAGAUGUGUUUGCGGCCACGAAUCGUGAUGUGACGACAUUCUCCGACGUCUACGCCAUCACUUCAAGCCCUAACUUUGUGCUCAAUAUCACCCUUACCGAAGUCACUGCAGCUGCGACAAAUAUAACUAUCAUCACAGACAGCAGCAGGAGGCCAAUCUCAACUUCUAUCCCAGCUGGGUCUUCCUCGAUAUCAACAUCCGUCAGCCUAAUCGCCGGCUCCAAUAACACCAUCACCAUCCGCAACGCUCCUCCCCUCUCUUCCAUUACCCUCAGUCCCCCAGAGCCAACCUACUAUACCGGCGCGCAAGACUUUACUCUGACAUCCCCAGCAGGCGCAUAUACCUGCCCUGACGCAUACUGUCUUCCCGCUGGCUCCAAGAUUGUCGAUCUCAGCACAGAAAGCGCCGCAACGGCCCACAUCAACUCUUCAACGUCGGGGUCCAAAUACCUCGAAAUCGACUACAUAAACAAUGAGGUCGCAUUUGACUCUUCCUGGGGAUGGGGUGCAAACUCGCGGAAUCUCACAAUCAAAGUCAAUGAUAAUAACCCAGUCAGACUGGAGGUUCCGCUAUCGGGACGCCAUAGUGAGCUCUUUGGCCCAGGACUCGGGUGGUGGGAUUCUGGCCGACUUGGGGUUCUGACAGAUGGGUGGAUAAAGGGAACUAACGAGCUUGUGCUCAGCAAUGAGGGGGGCGAAGGGGGAUUUACGAAGUAUGCUCCUGAUGUUGUGGGCAUUGCUGUGUAUGAUUGA
This is a messenger RNA of Aspergillus nidulans FGSC A4, 1923 nucleotides long. RefSeq names its product protein aglD. Gene Ontology annotation, cellular component: extracellular region. Gene Ontology annotation, molecular function: hydrolase activity, hydrolyzing O-glycosyl compounds; alpha-galactosidase activity. The record is from RefSeq and is a predicted model, not a curated record. The transcript is spliced from 4 exons. Lineage: Eukaryota; Fungi; Ascomycota; Eurotiomycetes; Eurotiales; Aspergillaceae. Bases 1 to 1923 code for a protein of 640 amino acids. Gene Ontology annotation, biological process: carbohydrate metabolic process.